This is a messenger RNA of Brachypodium distachyon (stiff brome), 2012 nucleotides long. RefSeq lists its product as uncharacterized. Gene Ontology annotation, molecular function: protein binding. The transcript has 4 exons. The record is from RefSeq and is a predicted model, not a curated record. NCBI's taxonomy places the organism in Eukaryota, Viridiplantae, Streptophyta, Magnoliopsida, Poales, Poaceae. The coding region runs from base 167 to 1843 and encodes 558 amino acids.
CAGUGUUGAGAAGUCAGAUUAUUUGAUCCUUCCGGACAGGCAUAAAAGAACAACCGUCCCCAGCACCACACCCCACCGGCCCACCCUCGGAUCCCCCCCGCACCGGUGACCUGAGAAACAAACCAGCCCAGAUCCACAGCUCCCCGUCGAUCGCCGGUCUGUUCCGAUGGCUAUGGGAACUUCUCCUCAGCUCUACCGCCGGCUCAGGAAGGCCUCCGAUAUCUCUAUCGUCACCACCGCUUUCUCGUCGUCCAAACGAAUGCAUAUGAGCAAGGAAUACAUCAGUUGCUGUGAGGACAAGAUCAGCAGCUUACCUGAUGAGAUACUGAUCAUGAUCCUUGAAAAGCUAGAUGCACGCACAACACUAACCACCACUAUCCUUUCAAAGCGGUGGCUGGAUCUUCCCCGACGAUCACACACAUGUUAUGAUCUUUCCGUUCAUGAAAUUCUUCCUCCACGCUACCACAGGAUAAAGAAAAAAACCAUGGAGACUAAGGCGGGGUACGAGGCAGAGAAGAAAGCGCAGAAUCUGACUGACAUUUAUGCUUUUAAAGACAAGUACGAACGAUAUCAUGCCAUCAGGGACCGGCACGAGCGGUGGAUGGGGAAAGUCCAUCUGCUCACAUCCAUCCUGCAACGUUACGAGCGUCGGGCCAUGCGAUGCUAUGUUAAACGGGUCAACGCAUUCCUUCUGGCUCCUGACAGUGUUCAGCAGAGGUCUAUCCAGAAGUUGAGGCUUCAAAUGUUUGAGGCGAGUAGUUUCAUUGAUCAAUGGAUUAUGGCAGCGAUUGGCAGAUGGGGGGUUGAGGAUUUGGAGCUUGUCAUUGAAAACUCUAGCUGGUGCUAUGACUUUCGGCUUUUGGAUGGAUGCCAGAAUGUGCGGCUGAAACGGCUUGUGCUGUCCGGUUGCUAUCAUCAUAGUGCAACGAACUCUUUGGUGUUACAGGGGCUCACAACACUCACUCUAUGCAAAACAAGUUCAACGAUGUUACACGCUUAUGAUAUUCUGAGAAACUGUGUUCAGUUGAUAGAUUUGAGGCUAGAAGAAUGUAGUUAUGACCGAGGUGCUUUUCAUAUCAAUGUUCCGGCAUCAAAGUUAAAGAAUCUUCAAUUGGACAACUGUAACAUUGGGAAAAUAUAUCUGACUUUGCUCCCUUGCCUCGAGACAUUUGCUUGUCGGGGUCAGCCGGCCAAAAUAUACUACGGUGUGGUGCCUCGACUUAAGCACGUGAGUUUGGACUUCAUGCCUACUGGAGAUCAUGGCGAGGAUGAUUCCUCUGGCAGUAACUGGACAUAUCCACUAAGCAAAUUCUUCAAAGGGUUGCCGCCACCGCUAGACUACCUUGUUUUGCAAAUGAGAGGGCGUCAGAUGUGGAUUGAACCAACCAUUAUUCCCGGUCAGUUCAAUCAUCUCAAGAAGUUGUUCAUUGCAAACAUGCCAAUGAACUGGGAUACAUUCUGGAUUCUCAUCCUACUUGGUGCCGCACCUGCCUUGGAGUCGCUUCAUGUCCAUAUUGAUAAAAGUGCAGAGAUGGCAAAUGCUGGAUCGCUAGAUGUCAAAGUGGAGCACCGUCAGCACCAUCACUUGAAAGAACUAGUGGUCAUCGGCUUCGAGGGAGUGGGGUGGCAAACCAGCUUUGUGAAGCAGAUCAUGGGCAUGUCGCCGAGGCUGAUGUGCGUCCAUCUUUUUGAUGGGCGCGUUGUUGAAAACAAAGAGCGUGGGCUCUGGGGCCUGGAGAUAGAUCCCCAUCAGCGGGAAUGGCAUGAGUGUGAUAGAUCGGAGGUGCUUGAUGACCUUAGAGACGGGAGCAGCUUGCCAUAUCUUGAAAUAGUUUUAGAAUGACCUGUUAUAAGUUUUUGUGUUGGUGGUCUCCUUUUCAGGCUUAUAACUUUUAUCCUGUAUGUUUUUGGAAAAAACGCUUUAUCAUGUAUGCAUGCCAUGCGGCAACAUCUGACAAUGAUGGCUUGAUAGAAAGAAGAACAUUUACUGUAUUAUUUAUAUGGGUAUCUCU